UAAGCCCAUCCAAGACUCGCAAGCCAAACUCGCUAAUCAUCCACGUACGUGCUUAGCUUAAGCCCUUCCGGCGAAGUCAAGUGCAAUGGCGUCGUCUAGCAAGCCCUGCGCCGCCUCCGUCCUCCUCCUGCUGCUGGCCCUCGCCGUCGCCACGGCGGCCGAUGCGGCGAAAAAGAGCAUCGCGUCGGAGCCCAAGUCCAUCUUCUCGAGGCCGUCGGGAGCCAUCUUCCCGAGGCCGGCGGCGAAGCACAUCAUCGCGUCGGAGCCCACCAUCCCGAGGCCGUCGGCGGUGGACGUGUCGGCGACGUGCAUGGGGUCGCUGCUGGAGCUGAGCCCGUGCCUGGCCUUCUUCAGGGACGCGGGCACGUCCAAGGCGCCCGCGGGGUGCUGCAAGGGCCUGGGCACCAUCGUCCGAGACCAGCCCGCGUGCCUGUGCCACAUCUUCAACCGCACCCUAGAGCGGGCCAUCGGCGUUGACAUCCCCGUCGACCGCGCGCUCGCCCUCAUGGGCGACGUCUGCGGCCUCACGCUGCCGCAGGACCUCAUGAGCAGCUGCGGCGACAACGGCGGCGUGCCGCCGCUGUACGUGUGCCCGGCGCCCUCGGCCUGAAUCGCCUGGUAUCUGUCAACCCAGGUGAUCAAACCGGACGAGGAGAUGCGUGAGUAAAAGAUGGCAACCCCUCUUCCAAGUAAGACGAAGGAUGCAUACGAAUGCAGAUCAUAGAUACUCCAUACUAAGUGGAGUUUCGAAUUAGCAACACAUGAAAUGGAUAUGAUACUACUAGCUACCAGAUCGAUCCUGGGCACACUGUGGUUACAGAAGUAUGUACUGUAUCGACGCAUAAUGAUCAAUAUAUAUAAGAAACAAAAAAGUAUUAUAUAUUUA
Molecule: messenger RNA, 886 nt
Organism: Triticum dicoccoides
Lineage: Eukaryota; Viridiplantae; Streptophyta; Magnoliopsida; Poales; Poaceae
Product: non-specific lipid-transfer protein C6-like
Exons: 2
Coding region: 86-610 (174 amino acids)
Source: RefSeq, a predicted model, not a curated record